Messenger RNA from Leptosomus discolor (cuckoo roller), 761 nucleotides. The record is from RefSeq and is a predicted model, not a curated record. NCBI's taxonomy places the organism in Eukaryota, Metazoa, Chordata, Aves, Leptosomiformes, Leptosomidae.
GAGUGCCUCUGUUUCCUUGCAGUAACGAGAAGGACCGGGCGAAAGCCCCCGUGAAGAAGAAAGAGGACCCGAGUGCCAUCAAGGAGCGGGAGGUCCCCCAGCAUCCCUCUUGCUUAUUCUUCCAGUAUAAUACCCAGCUGGGCCCUCCUUAUCACAUCCUGGUUGACACCAACUUCAUCAACUUCUCCAUCAAGGCCAAGCUGGACCUAGUGCAGUCAAUGAUGGACUGUCUCUAUGCCAAGUGUAUUCCAUGUAUCACAGAUUGUGUAAUGGGUGAAAUUGAGAAGUUAGGACAGAAGUACCGUGUGGCCUUAAGAAUUGCCAAGGACCCUCGGUUUGAACGCUUGCCCUGUAUGCACAAAGGAACCUACGCAGAUGACUGCUUGGUACAGAGGGUCACUCAGCACAAGUGUUACAUUGUGGCCACAGUGGAUAAAGAGCUCAAGCGGAGGAUACGAAAGAUCCCAGGAGUGCCUAUCAUGUAUAUUUCCAGGCACAGAUACAAUAUUGAGAGGAUGCCAGAUGACUACGGCGCUCCUCGAUUCUAACCUCUCCAGCCAAGCCGUCAAUGCCAGGACUCUGAGCCAGGACAAAGGGCCUUCUGGUUCCAGCCCUCCAGCCUCCUUUUUUGCUGGGACUCUGCUCAUAGGACUGACUUCAUAGCCUUGAUCUUCUGAGAAAAAGCUGCUUGGAAGGCUCUUUUUAUUUAUCCCUGUUCUGACUUGGCCUGAUUACCUAUAGCUGGGAGAAGUGUAUGGGAA